Episyrphus balteatus (marmalade hoverfly) is the source of this 1415-nucleotide messenger RNA. It is a transcript of the gene Tmlh, whose product is annotated as trimethyllysine dioxygenase, mitochondrial. The record is from RefSeq and is a predicted model, not a curated record. The transcript has 2 exons. Gene Ontology annotation, molecular function: trimethyllysine dioxygenase activity; iron ion binding. Lineage: Eukaryota; Metazoa; Arthropoda; Insecta; Diptera; Syrphidae. Bases 204 to 1307 code for a protein of 367 amino acids. Gene Ontology annotation, biological process: carnitine biosynthetic process. Gene Ontology annotation, cellular component: mitochondrion.
ACAAACUAAUUUUAAACUUUAUAAAAAUUUAACACAAGAAAUCGGGUUCAUUGGUUUCUAAAAACAUUUUGACUGUUUUUUACCCAAGUGCUGCCCUGAUAAAUACCAGCUUCAUUUAAAGCCUCUUAAUUAAAAUCAGCAUUUAACAGAUAUCAGUUUGUAUUAGGUUUUCGGAUGAUUUAAAACUAUCUCGUCACAUCAAUAUGAUUGAAAUAAGAUGUCCAAAGUCUAUCGAAUCACUUGAAUUGGAUGAAUUUUGGUUGAGAGACCAUUGUCGCUGUAAAAAAUGUUAUAACGUCGAUACGAAACAAAGGAAAUUCAGUUUAUUAGAUCUUCCUGAUGAUGUGAGUGCGAAGCGUGUUAUCAAAAGUGAAGAUGAAAAGAAUCUUAUUAUUAUUUGGAGCGAUGGACAUGAAUCUAAAUAUUCCUUCGAGUUCCUUUUCAACAGUCAACUUUCAAAUUAUUUAAAAUCUAAGGAUUCAUCAACAAGAGUCUUAUGGGAUUCCUCCAAAAUUGCUAAUAGUAAUUACGCUGAUGUGAAAUUAUCUGACUUGGUUCGAAGACAAGACGAAGUGCAUGAAGUAGUUGAAAGUUUGUGGUGCUAUGGCUUAGCGUUGGUUGAAGAAGUUCCUGCAAAUCAAACAAUGACAGAAAUGGCAGUUCGUCGAAUAUUUCCUGUAAUGAAAACAUUCUUUGGUGAAAUGUACACUUUUAGUGAUGCUCAAGAUCUUGCUGUUCAUGCUGAUACUGCCUACACUAAGGAAUACAUUGGUCCUCAUACUGAUAAUACUUAUUUCUGUGAUGCAGCUGGACUGCAAAUUCUACAUUGUAUCCAUCAUGAAGGGACGGGAGGUGAGAAUUUUUUCGUUGAUGGUUUUAAAGUAGCCUAUGAGCUUCAAAAGACUAAUCCAGAAGCUUUUGAUGUUCUAACAAAAGUUCUUGUACCAGCUGAGUAUAUCGAAGAUGGACAAUUUCAUGUUCAUUAUGGUCCAAUUAUUCGUACCAAUCCUGUAACUGGAGAAAUUAUUCAAAUACGAUUAAAUGUUUAUGAUCGAGCUGCGCUAAACACUCUUCCUCAGUCAGAAAUGAAGGGAUUUUAUCAAAGUUUUAAGGCAUUUUUAAAACUUGUUGAGAAAACAGAGAAUCAAUGGACAAUGAAACUUAAUCCUGGAACUGUUGUGAUGUAUGAUAAUUGGAGGAUAUUCCAUGCUCGUCGUGCGUAUACAGGAAAUCGUACAAUGACUGGUUGUUAUGUGCAACGAGCUGAUUUUUUGAGUAAAGCAAGAGUUCUAGGAAUAAUUGAAUAAAUGAUGAUGAUGAAAAUUGGAGUGGAUGCUGUUUAAAUUAAUGGUUUUAAUAUUGUAAAUGUAGGAUAAGUUUUUGUUGAAAAAUAAAAGAAAAGCAUUAUCAUCAAU